This is a messenger RNA of Ectocarpus siliculosus, 831 nucleotides long. The record is from the annotation of a GenBank genome assembly. NCBI's taxonomy places the organism in Eukaryota, Phaeophyceae, Ectocarpales, Ectocarpaceae.
AUGAGGGCGUGGACGCUGGUGCUGGCGUGUGUGCUGCCCCUGGUGCUCGCACACGGCACGGAAGACAACCCCACCAUCACCCCUGAAGGAGAUUGCUGUGCUGCUCUCCUCGUCGAGGGCGAGGAGGGCUCCCUCGACGCCGCCGGCAAAUACCGUCUGCCGGCCAUUUGCCGUGGAGUACCUUCCCCCGUGACCUGCACACCACUGGGGUUCACCAACGACCACAACAUGGUCGAGGAGCCAGCUUGGCUUCUUGCCUACAGGAGCCAGGCCGACAUUCGGCAACACCCCUCCUGCUCGCCCGUGGAAUGGGAACAGAGGUGCCCCCCCGGGGCGACGAUGCUGCUCUCAAAGAAGAGGGGCGGGUGCCCCGCGGCCGGCUGCGUCGCUGCUACCGCCCAGGAGUCGGUCAACGUGGGGCAAGAUGUCGGGGACGACGCAGCAAUCCUCAGGGCGGUCACCGGCCAAGUGACCGCCAGGCUUCGAGCCGAGAAACCCGACCUUCCUAGGUCUUUUUACUGGCACGUCCGGGGGCUCCGGCGUGCUUUCGACAAGGGCCCAAAGCGGGGGGUGGGAGAAGUGACGCAGGCCAUGAAGGCCACCGACGAAGUGGACAUUGAGCUUCUUCGCUCCCUCACGGAGGUAGCGAUGACGAAGGGCUUCCGCGGCGGGAAGCUGGAGGAGGUAAUUGCCGUGGUGGCGCAGUACGACCGCCAGCAGGCUGCCGUGGCGAUGAUGAGGUGCGAGGGCAGUGUCACGUUGGUUUUUUUUUUUACCCUUCCUUCGAUUUGGUCACUUCUCCGACCAUCAAAGUCCACGAUUGAUUAUUAG